AUGGGCUCGCUUACCGAAGAACCCGUCCCUCAAGAGGACGAGAUAACAGUGCUGGUCACUGGCUUCGGUCCAUUCCGAGCCCAAAACCCCAUCAACCCUUCCUGGGAAAUAGCUAAAGGUCUCCCGCCUUUCCUACCUCCUUCGAGAUUCCAAACGCACGACGCAUCUGCAAUUGCAAAGCAUGUCCCAGUUCGCAUUCUUGUCCAUCCCGAGCCUGUGAAGGUUGCAUACAAAACAGUGCGGGAACUGGUACCGACGCUAUGGGAGGGAAGAAAGAUUGACUUUGCGAUCCACAUUGGUAUGGCGUCCGGAAGGAAGUUCUACAGUGUGGAGAGGAGGGGUCAUAGGGAUGGGUAUAAUAUGAAGGACGUGGACCAUGAGUUGUUGGGUGAUGCGGAGAGGAGGAGGUUGGAGGGCGAGAAGUGGAUAUGGCAUGAUAUGCCAGAGGAGUUGCUGAGUGCUGUGGAUGUGGAUGAUGUUUGGAAGAGGUGGAGAGCUGCCCUACCUGGCAAAGACGUCAGAAUCUCCGAGGACGCUGGACGGUACCUGUGCGAUUUUAUAUAUUUUUCGAGCAUGGCCUAUCUCACACAGAAGGAAGAAGAGCGGAGAGUGGUUUUUUUACACGUUCCAGUCAAUGCGGACGAAGUUGCGAUCGAGAACGGCGUUGAAAUUACGAUUGAGUUGAUACGGGCUAUGAUACAGAGUGAUCGAUUGAAGAAGUACUUGGCAGCAAAUACUCAAUCACGCCACUGA
Cadophora gregata is the source of this 753-nucleotide messenger RNA. RefSeq lists its product as uncharacterized. The record is from RefSeq and is a predicted model, not a curated record. The coding region runs from base 1 to 753 and encodes 250 amino acids. NCBI's taxonomy places the organism in Eukaryota, Fungi, Ascomycota, Leotiomycetes, Helotiales, Ploettnerulaceae. Gene Ontology annotation, biological process: proteolysis. Gene Ontology annotation, cellular component: cytosol. Gene Ontology annotation, molecular function: pyroglutamyl-peptidase activity. The transcript has 3 exons.